UUUUGCAGGCGGCUGCCGCGGGGACCCAAGGCGGCGGCAGGCACUGCGGCGCGAGCGGUGCGAUCGGCGGGACGCGAGCCCAGCGAGCUGCAGGCAGGUGAGAAGAGAUGACAGUAACCUCCGUCUAAAAAUCCAGCGUUCCAGGUGCUGACAAGCUGCCUUUGGUCUUAAACUCCUGGCUUGACGAAGCCUUCCCUGUAACCACUCCAGGCUAACCGUUGUGUAGGUUGCUCAGCCUUCCUUGAUGAUGGGUAUCGGCAAGAACACGGCAUCCAAAUCAGUGGAGGCUGGGGGCUCCACAGAAGGCAAAUAUGAAGAGGAGGCGAAGCACUCCAAUUUCUUUACCCUCCCGGUGGUGAUCAAUGGUGGGGCCACAUCCAGCGGAGAGCAGGACAAUGAAGACACUGAGCUCAUGGCAAUCUACACCACAGAGAAUGGCAUUGCAGAGAAGAGCUCUCUUGCAGAGACCCUGGACAGCACUGGGAGCCUGGAUCCCCAGAGGUCGGAUAUGAUCUACACGAUAGAAGAUGUCCCUCCCUGGUACUUGUGCAUAUUCCUGGGAUUGCAGCACUACCUGACGUGUUUCAGUGGCACAAUCGCCGUGCCCUUUUUGCUGGCUGAUGCCAUGUGCGUGGGGGAUGACCAGUGGGCCACCAGCCAGCUCAUCGGGACCAUUUUCUUCUGCGUGGGAAUCACUACAUUGCUGCAGACGACAUUUGGAUGCAGGUUACCCCUGUUUCAGGCCAGUGCUUUUGCAUUUUUGGCCCCUGCUCGAGCCAUCCUGUCUUUAGAUAAAUGGAAAUGUAACACCACAGAGAUUACAGUUGCCAAUGGAACGGCAGAGCUGUUGGAACACAUCUGGCACCCCCGAAUCCAAGAGAUCCAGGGGGCUAUCAUCAUGUCCUCACUGAUAGAAGUGGUCAUUGGCCUCCUUGGCCUGCCUGGGGCUCUGCUGAGGUAUAUUGGACCCUUGACCAUCACACCCACUGUGGCCCUCAUUGGCCUCUCUGGUUUCCAGGCAGCAGGAGAGAGAGCCGGAAAGCACUGGGGCAUUGCCAUGCUGACAAUUUUCCUAGUGUUACUCUUCUCGCAAUAUGCCAGAAAUGUUAAAUUUCCUCUCCCAAUUUACAAAUCCAAGAAAGGAUGGACGGCAUACAAGUUCCAACUUUUCAAAAUGUUUCCUAUAAUCCUGGCUAUCCUCGUGUCCUGGCUGCUCUGCUUCAUCUUCACGGUGACUGAUGUCUUCCCUUCCAACAGCACUGACUAUGGCUACUAUGCACGCACAGAUGCCAGGAAGGGUGUACUUCUGGUAGCCCCAUGGUUUAAGGUUCCAUACCCAUUUCAGUGGGGGAUGCCCACCGUCUCUGCAGCUGGCGUCAUCGGCAUGCUCAGUGCUGUCGUCGCCAGUAUCAUCGAGUCCAUCGGCGACUACUAUGCCUGCGCCAGGCUUUCCUGUGCCCCGCCACCACCUAUCCAUGCAAUAAACAGGGGUAUUUUCGUGGAGGGUCUUUCCUGUGUUCUUGAUGGCAUAUUUGGUACCGGGAAUGGCUCUACCUCUUCCAGUCCCAAUAUUGGAGUUUUGGGAAUUACAAAGGUUGGCAGCCGCCGGGUGAUCCAGUAUGGUGCAGCUCUCAUGCUGGGCUUGGGCAUGGUUGGCAAGUUCAGCGCCCUCUUCGCCUCCCUCCCAGACCCUGUGCUCGGAGCCCUCUUCUGCACACUCUUUGGAAUGAUCACAGCUGUCGGCCUCUCUAACCUGCAGUUCAUUGACUUGAACUCUUCCCGGAACCUAUUUGUGCUUGGAUUCUCCAUCUUCUUCGGUCUUGUUCUUCCAAGUUACCUCAGACAAAACCCUCUGGUUACAGGUAUAACAGGAAUUGAUCAAGUACUAAAUGUUCUUCUCACCACUGCUAUGUUCGUAGGAGGCUGUGUGGCUUUUAUUUUGGACAAUACCAUCCCAGGUACCCCAGAGGAAAGAGGAAUCAAGAAAUGGAAGAAGGGCGUGAGCAAAGGAAGCAAGUCUCUGGACGGCAUGGAGUCCUACAAUCUGCCAUUUGGCAUGAACAUUAUUAAAAAGUACCGAUGCUUCAGCUACCUGCCUAUCAGCCCCACCUUUGCCGGCUACACAUGGAAAGGCUUUGGGAAGAGUGAGAACAGCCGGGGUUCAGACAAAGAUUCCCAGGCCACAGUAUAGCCUUUGCUGUGCCCUGUGGCCUGGCCACAGUGAGGCAUGUGUCUGUAGUUCCUUGAGAAUAACAAGAAGAUAUAUGUUUGUAUAUCUACAU
Mus pahari (shrew mouse) is the source of this 2282-nucleotide messenger RNA. RefSeq names its product solute carrier family 23 member 2 (gene Slc23a2). NCBI's taxonomy places the organism in Eukaryota, Metazoa, Chordata, Mammalia, Rodentia, Muridae. The record is from RefSeq and is a predicted model, not a curated record. Gene Ontology annotation, biological process: transmembrane transport; L-ascorbic acid metabolic process. Gene Ontology annotation, cellular component: membrane. Gene Ontology annotation, molecular function: transmembrane transporter activity. The transcript is spliced from 16 exons. The coding region runs from base 245 to 2191 and encodes 648 amino acids.